Funneliformis caledonium is the source of this 516-nucleotide messenger RNA. The record is from the annotation of a GenBank genome assembly. Lineage: Eukaryota; Fungi; Glomeromycota; Glomeromycetes; Glomerales; Glomeraceae.
AUGUCUCAACUACCAAAGAGAGUCUAUUAUUCUAGGUCAAAAAUUCCAAAUACUCUACAAAUGGCACCAGGUCAACAACCUGUUCUAUUUCAUCCAAUAACAACCUUACCAGUUCAUCCAGUUCGUCUAACAACUGCGCCAAUGUUUAACGAUAAAUUUGGAAAUGAAAAUGACAAAUUAAUGAUCGAGAGUAAUGAAUUAAAGGCCGAAUUGACACGUUAUCGUCAAUAUCGAGUUUCAAGAAAUAUUCCUUCACCAAUUAUAGACAAAAGAUCAGCAUCACUGAAUGAAAUGAAUGUUGAAAAAGCAAGAACUGAGAUGAAAAAUCUGAUGAAAGGUCAGAUACUAGCUGAAUAUCAACUGGAUUAUGAAAAGACAUUCUUUGAACAAUCAACAACCAUUUACGAAAAACUGAUUCCAGAAUUAAAGAGGCUCAUGGAUGAAGUUUUUAACCCUUCUACCGGAGCAUUAGAAAAGAUCGAUCGAAGGUUACAUGCAAACACUCAACUUUCUGAA